GAUCUGCAACGUCAAACACCUCAAACAUGAGAAAAGCUAUCAGGAAGAGCGCGCAAUAAGCCUGCUCUCACACACGCUAAGUGGAAGUGCAUGUGAGGAUAAACUGAGAGCUGUCAGUGCGCUUUGUUCACGUCUUCAGGUGAAAUACAGGGAAGGUCUGUUAUUUUAAUGCUUGGGAACUCCACGCUGAGCCAAAUGGAUGGGUUUCAUGUGACCAUUCGAACGACAGCAUCUCCUUUCUCAGGAACAUAUGGCAGCGUUUGGAUCUCUUUGAUUGGUACUCUGUGCGAGAGCCCUUCAGUCAGAGUAGAUCCAGAUCAACAUCGUCUCCUGCCAGGCUCGGCCUGUACCAUUGUGGUCAAGCCUAAAGAGCAAGUUGGCAAAGUGGUUCUGCUGAAACUGCGUCUUGAGGCUCAGCCUGGUUUUCCGGACCUGGAUUGGCACUGUCAGGAUGUGCAGUUGAGACGUAGUUCAGAGGAUCCCGAGGUGGAGGUUUUUCCUUGCCAUAAAUGGAUCCGAACUGCAGAUGGUAAUGUUGAGCUUCGCAAUGAGAAAGUGUGUCUGAAGAAGGGGGAGACAUUGGCAACCUUAAAAGUUCACAGGGAGAAAGAUCUCCACAAUAAACAGCAGUUCAUCAGGUGGGGCACAUUUGUUGAAGGUGGCCCUCAUUGUGUAGACAUGUCCAGUGUGGAAGCUCUAGGCCCUAACUUGAGUUGCGUCCGUCAGCGCCCAAGCACCACCACACACUAUCUGAAGGGUUUUAUUGAAAGAAGAUCUUGGAGUAAUCUGCAGGAACUUGAGACAUUCUUCUUUUUCAAUGCAAGGGAGAACACCAUUGCCAAAUAUAUUCAGGCCAACUGGAAAGAUGAUGCCUUCUUUGGAUAUCAGUGCCUCAAUGGCUGCAAUCCUCUGUGCAUCAGACAGAUCAACAACCUACCACCUAACUUGUCUGUCACUUCAGAGAUGCUCAGAUCUUUUCUACCAAAGGGGUUAUCCCUGGAGCAGGAGAUGGAAAGAGGACAUAUAUAUAUUCUGGAUUACGAGGUGCUGGAUCAGUUGCCAGCUAAUACUGUCAAUGGAAAACAGACCUACUUGGCCGCUCCCUUAUGUCUGCUGCAUUACAAUCAACAUGGAGAGCUAAAGCCCAUUGCCAUCCAACUUCAACAGGUUCCUGGUCCACAGAAUCCUGUGUUCUUGCCCUCUGAUCCUGCACCUGAUUGGUUGUUAGCAAAGAUGUGGGUGCGUAAUUCAGACUUCCAGAUCCAUCAGCUACUUUCUCACUUUCUGCGCACUCAUCUUUUUGGAGAGGUGUGCUGCACUGCAACGCUCAGACAACUGCCGGAGAUUCAUCCUCUGCACCAGCUCCUGAUGCCCCACAUCCGAAGCACACUUCAGAUUAACAUUCAGGCUAGAGCUACUCUUCUGGCCAAAAAUGGUGUUUUUGACAAGUCUAUAGCCUGUGGUCUGGAGGCAAUACCGCUGCUGUUUGCUCGAGCAAUACAACAUCUACGCUACAGCUCAAUGUGUGUGCCAGACGACCUUAGAGAGCGAGGACUUGAUACACUGCCCAUCUGCUAUUACGCACAAGAUGCUCUCAGGGUGUGGGAUGUACUACACAGGUUUGUUGCUGGCUGGAUUAGAUUGUAUUACUGUAAUGAUGAGGACGUCCAACAGGACUGUGAGCUGCAGAACUGGAUUAGAGAAAUCUUCAUGGAGGGAUUCCUCGGCCUCACUCAUAUAGGAAUUCCACAGGCUUUUCAGACCACAUCUGAAAUGUGCAAGUUUGUCACCAUGAUGAUCUUCUCCUGCUCAGCACUUCAUGCAGCUGUGAACUUCUCUCAGCUUGAUUACAACCUUUGGUUACCAAACAGUCCAGCAGCCAUGCUACGCCCCCCUCCUCAGACAAAAGGCUCAGUGUCUGAGCAAGAGCUUCUCUCCUUUCUUCCAGAGGUGAAUUCCACUUGCCAUGUCAUUAGUGUCUUGUCCCUGCUGUCAAAGCCUGCCACUGACUAUGUGCCCUUGUGCCAUUAUGGUGAAUGGUACUUCCACUGCGAUGCAACUCUCAGGCUUGUGGAGGGGGUACAGAAAGAGCUGAGGAUGAUAACAAAAGAUAUCACAGAAAGGAAUAGCAAGUUGGUGUUGCCUUACCCUUACCUGGCCCCAGAUCGCAUUGAGAACAGUGUGACUAUCUGAGUUCAAUAAUUAAAGCACUUUUCUUUCUUCUUUAAAGGCAGUUUCAUUUAAGAAAUGUUUUUCUGCAUUUCAUGACAAUCAUGAGUUUGAAAAGUCAGUGUAACCUGGGCUUAAUGAUUCAUCUAAUUUUCAGCUAUACUUAAAUUUAGAGCUUGAAGCUUUGUGUUUCUUAAAUGAUUGAAGAUUGAAACUGGUUUUAUAGUUCUGUACACUGUAACUACAAUUACGUUCCUAUCGUGCUACAAAUAAAUGCAUCAUUUAGUUUCCAAAGAAAACACAUAUAACAAAAAAUGUACUAAUAAAAUCCAAAAAGGAAGUUUGAUCUGGUCUAUCAUUUUUUACCUCUUUGAAAAAUGUAAGAAAAUAUGCCUUUAUUGUCACUACCUAAUGAUAAAGUUUUCAGAUAUUUCUAGACUACGAAGACAAGUGUCAGAAAUUAACUUUACCAUUACGGGGCAAUAUUUGGACUUGAUUCUUGGGGGCAUUUUUACCAUAAUGAUAGCAUUUUGUUUUUGUAACUAUAUCAAAAUACUAAAAUACUUAAAUUAAACCAGUUCAUUAACAAGAGAUAAAAAUGCUUAACUUGGCCUAGAAUAGAACAUUAAGACCCAUUUUACAAAUAAAAAAACAGAGGAAUUAAUUAUCAGGACAUGUUAACUUCUGACUGGAGGCAAAAAGGACGUUAGGAAUGUUCAGGAAACCUGUUUCAAAGCAGUAAUUUGCUAUUUCGUUUGGUGCUGCUAGUGGCAUAAAAAUCCUGCAUACAGCAAUUGGUCGCAUGUGACUUGCAAAGAUACUACCACUUGAACAGUUGCGUUGACACCUUAGAAUAUGCCUCAUGAUAAAAAAGGUCAGGUUUUGUACAAAACUAUGGAUAACAUUGUAUGGUCUACCCCAUGUAAUAACAUAUAUGACACGUGAAUGUGUUUUGCGUUUUAUCAUUCAUUAAAAUUUCUUAAGAUUGAUUUUUGAAAGUCGAGCAUGUUCGCUUUGUACGCUUUUUCCACACAUGCAUGUAUCAUAUAUUUUUUGUUUUCAAUCGGUCCUAAUUAAAAUCCUAAGACAAGUCCCCUAUGAGUAAGUUUAUGCAAUCAAAUUGUAAUUGUAACAUUUAAUGCAUUUCAGCGACAGAUUUAACCCGAUGAGAAAAGUGGUCAUUGUUGUUGAUACUGCAGGGCGCCAUCGCCAUUAACCAGUAAGGUGAGCUGUUUUUAUUUGCUUUUUUAAUUAGGCCUAAUAAAAGAUGAGCUGAUUUGUAUCAACAUUGGACUAACUCAUAUUAGACCAGUUGUAAAUCUGCUGCACAUGUCCAGCUGAUAAGUAAGUUUUUCGUAAGUUUCAAGUAUUUCCUCACACUUAUUUACAAGCUGAUUUAGAGGUCUUAGUUCUUACUGUUGUGCUCUUUCAAAAGCCGCUAUUUUACAUUUGACUACAAUAAUUACUCUGCAUGACCAUUCCACAAACUUUGUUCACCCUAAAGGCUAUUGUGUUUCAACUACAUGAUUAUUACUGCUUUAUAAAACAGAAUUGCUCUCAGUUUCAUU
Myxocyprinus asiaticus (Chinese sucker) is the source of this 3737-nucleotide messenger RNA. Its product is annotated as hydroperoxide isomerase ALOXE3-like. Bases 169 to 2193 code for a protein of 674 amino acids. The record is from RefSeq and is a predicted model, not a curated record. Gene Ontology annotation, biological process: linoleic acid metabolic process; lipid oxidation. NCBI's taxonomy places the organism in Eukaryota, Metazoa, Chordata, Actinopteri, Cypriniformes, Catostomidae. The transcript is spliced from 15 exons. Gene Ontology annotation, molecular function: protein binding; iron ion binding; oxidoreductase activity, acting on single donors with incorporation of molecular oxygen, incorporation of two atoms of oxygen.